Eupeodes corollae is the source of this 5529-nucleotide messenger RNA. Its product is annotated as dynein axonemal assembly factor 1 homolog. Bases 648 to 5444 code for a protein of 1598 amino acids. Gene Ontology annotation, molecular function: protein binding. The record is from RefSeq and is a predicted model, not a curated record. The transcript has 6 exons. NCBI's taxonomy places the organism in Eukaryota, Metazoa, Arthropoda, Insecta, Diptera, Syrphidae.
CUUUUAAAAUAGAAUGCACUCGAAAUGUCAAUGUUAAACUCUGACAUUAGUAAUUAAUUAUUUAGCACUGAGCUUAUAACGGUUGUUUUUUGACGGGUGGUUUUCAAUAUGGCAAUACUUUUUUUGGAAUUGGUCUUUUUGACAGCUGUCACUUAAUUUAUACUCAGUUUAGUUUGCCAUAAUAUUCUUAAAUACACUUGAAUACUUUGAAUACACUGCAUGUCAAAUUAUUAUUAGUAUGAGAAGAAAAAUAGAUCCGGAUAUUCUAAGCUUUUCUGAGUAAUCAUAAAACCACAAAAGCCAGAGCUAUUAUAAUGCACACCGAAUGAGCUACAUAUAUCGUUAAAGAACACGUCAUAAAAGUCAAUUACUUUCAGGAACGGGCUUUAUUUUUAUUACGUGGUCAUAUUGUCCCAUGGUAAUUAAUAACAGUCUUUUUAUUUGAAACUGAAGCCAUGAUUGUUAAAUAGCAAUAAGCUUUUCAAUAUUUUCACUUAGCAACAGAAUAGAAUAAUUCUGUUUUGAUUCAAUCACAGAAUUUGUGUAAUCAAUAUCGAAAUUAUUUGCUAUGUAUUCAAUUUGAUCUAAGCAAGAACAAAACAAUUUUUAUAAAAAAUAAAAUAAUAAAUAAUAACAUAAAUACAAAAAUGAGUAAUAAAGAAAUCUUUGGUCUUCAUCGAAUAACAAAAAAGCAUUUAAAAAAUUUGUGCAAAAAGCAUAAACUCUAUCAAACUCCUCAUUUAAAUGAACAACUUUAUCUUCAUUUUCAAGGAUUUCAAUCGAUUGAAAACCUCGAAGAAUACACUGGUCUCAAGUGCCUUUGGCUUGAAAGUAAUGCCAUUUCUGAGAUUCAAGGCCUCGAAUGCCAAUCGGAACUCAAGUGUCUAUUUCUGCAAAAUAAUUUGAUUAGGAAAAUUGAAAAUCUUCAAUACUGCUCUCUGCUGGAUACUCUGAAUCUUUCAAGUAAUCAUAUUACAAAAAUUGAAAAUUGUUGCAGUAAUAUUUUGCCAAUGCUGUCGAGUUUGAAUUUGUCAAAGAAUUAUUUAACAAAUUUUGAUGCAAUACAAGAAUUGGUUAAUUGCAACCAUUUAUGCUCGUUGGAUUUAUCACAUAAUCGUAUCGAUGAUAUUCUAGUUGUGAAGGUUUUUGCAAAAAUGCCUCAGUUAAGAGUAUUGGUCCUACAGGGCAAUCCUGUGGUAAGCAAAGUUCCACAAUACAGAAAAACAUUGAUACUGGAAUGUAAAAAUCUUACCUAUUUGGACAGUCGACCAGUGUUUCCAAAAGAUCGAGCUUGUGCUGAAGCUUGGAAACGAGGUGGCUAUGAAGAAGAACGGAAAGAGAGUGAUAGAUGGGCAAAACUAGAUCGCAAAAAAAUUCGAGAUAGUGUCAAUGCUACCCUUCGGCUUCGUCAAAAGCAUGGGAAGGAUGUUCAACUUUUAGAAUCAUCUGACGAUGAAAAUGACAACAAGGUGAUGGAAAUACCAGAAAAUGAUAAAAAAUUGGAUUUGGAAUUAACUGGAGUAAAUGCAAAAGCUAGAAACGAUACGACGGAAUUAUUUGAUAGUUCUUCAUCGACUUCGUUCGAUGAUACGUCCGAAGAAGAACAAGCAAAAUCAGACACAAAUGGAGAUGAAAAUAUAAUUGUUCACGAAGCUAGAAACGACACGACUGAAUUGUCUGAUAAUUCUUCACAAGAAGAACGCAUUCAAAUAGAUAAAAAUGGAGAUGAAUAUAGAAACGUUGAUGAAGAUGAGGACAAACUCAAACCUGAACAUAUUAUUGAAGACAUCACAGAAACAGUUUUUUCUGAAAAACAUGAAAACAUUAUGAUACACAGGAAAGAACCUGAUUUUGAGAUAUUAAAAAAUGUGCCAGACUUGGAAGAUACUAAAAUUAAGGAGGAAAUCAUUAAUAUUAUUUAUGAUGAUAGUCCUUGCAGAAUUGAAAAUGAUGACCUGCUUCAAGAAGCUACUGAAAUUAUAGAGAAAAAUGAUUUAUCACUAUCAACCUCUGACAUUUCGACUUCUGGAAUUUGUGAUGCUGAUAUUGAAGUUGAAGAAGAAGAUCUUCUUCAAAACUCAAUAAAAAAUAAAAACGGAAAUGAUAUUUUACCGUCAUCUUUGGUUUCCUCAGAUUGCAAUGAAGCAACCGAAGCUUUUUCUUCCCCAUCUUCUUCAAACAGUUCAAUUUCUGAUGAAAUUAGUGAUAGUGAAAAUAAAAAUAAAAUAAUUUUGAAUGAAGAAUCCAAACUUAAAGAUACAAAAUUGGGACUUCGAAAUGCAGACAGAGAAGAAGAUCAAAUAGAGAAUAGACAAUUGAAUGAAGAAUCCAAACUUAAAGAUACAAAAUUGGGACUUCGAAAUGUAGAUAGAGAAGAAGAUCAAAUAGACAAUAUCCAAAGUAGAAUUGAGAAUCAACUAUUUCUUCAGAAGUCACUUGAAGACAACAAUGAAAACAAUUCUUCAUUUUUGUCAUUGUCAACUUCUAGUUUUUCAGAUCAGAAUGAGACAACAAAAAGUCUUUCUUCUUCAUCUUCCUCGGGGUCAUCAUCUUCCUCGGAGUCAUCAUCUUCCUCGGAGUCAUCAUCUUCCUCGGAGUCGUCAUCUUCUGGCGAUAGUUCUUCCAACGUAAGUGGAAAAGAUUUGGAUGAAAAUGGUGAAGAUAUGACAGAUCUUCGAAGCAAAAUAAAUGAAUCUUCAAGAGCAACAAAUGAUCAUAGCUCGUCUUCUGUAAUUCCUUCAAUCCCUACUGAACAUCAAACACCUGAAGUUUUAGAUAACACUGAAGCAAGACUAAAGAACAUAUUUACAAUGAUUCUUACAGAUGAAGAUUCCGAUGGUGAUUUAGAUUCAGUAUCUUCUGGAACUUUAAAACAAAAAAACAAAACUCAGCAAGUAUCUGAUAACAACAUGUCAUCGGAAUAUCAAACUACUGAAAACCUAGUCGAAGACGAGUUCAAUCAAGAACUAAGCAUUGAAGAAAAAACAACAGAUUCUAUUUGGAAUGAUAGACUUUGGAAUUUAGAAGAUACAAUUGCUGCAAAAUGGCUUGAAAAUUUCUUGUCAAAUGAAUGUAAAAAUGAAAAUUCUUUAGCUAAGGAGAUUGUCGAAGAAAUAGAGAAUAAUGAUAGCUGUUUAGCUCUUUACGAUUCUUCAGAGUGGUUAGAGCAGCACUACGGUGAAGAAUUACAGGUUGAUCUUUCAGAACAAAUGGCUGAAGAAUUUCAAGAAAUCAAGGGAAAUAACGAUUCCAAGGGAAUUAUAGAAGAAACAUCCGAUAAUUCAGAGUGGUUGAAAUUUUCAGGAGAAGAACCUGUAGAAUUUUUGUAUUCCAAUGAAAAAUUAUUUGAACAAAGGAAAGACGAAGAAAAAUCUUCGAAUACAGAAUUCGAUCAAAUGUAUUUAGAUUGGUUAAAAUUCACGGAAGAAGCUGUAGUAGAAUCUUCAGAUUUGAAUAAAGAUAUAUCAGGAAAGAUAGAAGAUAAAAAGCAAAACUCGGAUGUGUUCGAAGAAGAAAGGUCUUCAAAAGCUCAAAUAGGAGAUUUAAACAUGGCAUUAAAAGACAAAGAAUCUCCAGCUCAGAAUAUUGAGCAACGAAAUCCUACCAACCUUCAGGAUAUACAACUCGUUGGAAAGGACUUAAAAGGUGAUGAUGACAACAAUUCUCAAAAUACCUUAUUUACAAAAAAUGAUAAACUUACAGAACUAAUUGAGGAAGAAAUAGAUACUGGUGGAAAUAUUGCUGAAGAUGAUUUGGUAGAUAAUAAUUUCGAUCCUUUAAGCUUGUUGGGAAGAAAUUCAGCCCCGGCAAGAAUUGAAAUGUCAAAAGAAAAUUUGACUGCAAAUGAAGAUGGCAAGGAAAAACAAGAAAUUUUGAAACUAAAUGAAGAACGAAAAGUCGUUGACGAUGUUUUGGAAGCACCAACUUUUAAAUAUCAGACUGAUGCUUCAAAACUUGAAGUAAUAAUUGAGAAGGACAUAGAUACUGGAAGAAAUAUUGCUGAAGAUGGGUUAGUAGAAAAUACUGUCGAUUCUAAAAGCUGGUGGGAAACCAAUUUAGCACUGGCAAAUAUUGAAAUGUCGGAAGCAAAUUCCACUGCAAAUGAAGAUAACGAGGGAAAAACAGAAAUUUUGGAACAUAACGAAGAAAGAAAAUUCUUUGAAGAUUUUUUGGAAUCACCAACUCCAAAAGAUCAGGCAGAUGCUUCAAAUUUUCUUGUGGAAAUUUUGAACGAAAUAAAUAAUACUGCAGAUGAAGCACCAACUGAGGUUGAACAAGACUUAUCAACAAACCAAAUUCUAGAAAAAUCUUUGAUUAUUGAAGAAGAAGAAAAUACAAAUUUUGAAAUCGAGACUUCUAGUUCUAGUUCUGCAUCGUCAAUUCAACAAACCACUUCGAUUUCAACUCUUCGUGAAGUUCUGACAUCAUUCAAUAAAGUCGCCGAAACUGUAAGUUCUCGGAAUCAUACAAAAUCUGAACUUCUUAAAGAACUUGUAGCCAAUCCAUUGACAAAGACCUUUUCGGGUCAAUCUGGUGACCAAAUAAAUCGUGAAUUCGAAGAACUGCAACAUCAUAGACGGGAACAGCUCUCGAAUCUUGUUGACUAUGUAUACGCCCAAAGGGAAAAGUACGAUGACACUUUGGAGGUAGUCAAUGGACGUUUGAUGGUUGUCAAACGGUUAACAGGUGCUCUGGAAGAGCUCCCACCUCCACCAUCACGGUCAUCACAAUGGUCAGGAUCCACAAAGUACAUUAGUUGCGGUGUAAGUACCACUCCAAUAAGCUGCAACGACGACAAUGACAACGUCAGUGACAACGACGAAGAGGACGACAAGGAUGAUGAGUAUGGGACAGCAUUGUCAUCAGAGGACAAAGAUAACGAUGAUGGCGAUGAGGCAGAGGCAGAGGCAGAUACAGAGGAAAAUGACAUCGAGCAGCAUGCAAGUGAUACGAAAAUAAAGACCAUACCUUACUGUAACUCCUCUGAUGUAAGUUAUUGUGCAAAUGAAUCAGUUUCAUUGUCAUCGACAGGUUCGUCAACUGGACUCGAGCACAAGCAGCAGGAGGAGCAGGAUAAUAACCAUCAUCACUCGGACGAUGUUGAUGUUAAUGAUGAUGAUAACUCCCAACAGAGAGCAGAAUCAGUAUCAUCAGGAAGAUUGCAUAACGAAAUUGAUUCUGAGGUUUUGCCAGAAUCCAGUAAAUGGCUGGAAAAGGAGGUAACACCACUCGUAGAAUCAGCAGGUCCAGCUGAUUAUAAACUAUCAAUUCAAGAAGGAGAUGCAAUAGAGGAAGGAGUGGCAGGAGCAUCGGGGAGACAAACAAGUUGUGAAUAUCAAGUAGAAUUGAAGGAUUCUAUUCAAUCGUUUGUGGACUUUGGGAAGCAGGCUACUACUCUAGAGGAUGUUUCAUUGAUUUUUAAAAAUCCCGAAUCGGAAGAAUAGAGGAGUUUAAUUUAUUGAAUUUAUAAUUUUGUUUGUAUGUCUGUUUUUUUUUUCGAGUUAUUGAAAAUAAACAUUUUGAUUGCAA